AUGAUCCGAUCAUUUGAUAAUGACGAUCACCAAAAUAGGUUUCUUUCGGUCAUAUACGAUAUACCAGCUUUCACACAAGCGAAAAUGGCACAACCUUAUAGAAUUCAGGACAGCAGAAUUGGUAAACGAAUUCAGCCACAAAGCAUACAAGACAACAACACUGGAGUGGCACGAAAUCGUUUCAGCCGUAGAGGCGAUAGAAUUUUACGUAAAAAUUCGGGUCGGCGCGAUGUAAUUAGCUUCAGCGUUGAAGAAGCAGGAGAAACGUCGAUGAAUAGUAAUGAAUCAACACCUACGGUAAUUGAGUCAAGUGACAGUGAAAAGGAACAAAUUCAACCUGAACAUUCCAAUAAUCCACCUCAAAAUUAUACCCAAAAUUUUGUGCAACCUAUCUACAUUGAUAUUGUGGAUGAUGGGGAGACAUCGAUGAAUAAUAGAGAAUCAGCACUUUCUAUUGAAGUAAUUGAAUUGAGUGACAGUGAAGAGCAAGUUCAACCCGAAAAUUCCAAUAACUCAUCUUCUCAAAAUGACACCCAGAAUGCGAUAGAACGUAUCUAUAUUGAUCUCGUGGAUGACAAUGAAGAGAACGAGGAAAAUGAGGGACAAACUGAAAUAAUAUACAUCUCAGAUGAGGAGGAGGAGCUCGAUUAUGAUAAUAUGGAGCUAAAUAUCAUGGAAAAUCAAGCGGAAAUUCGCCGAAGAAUUCAUUUAUACGGCCAGAUACGUCCUCAAACUGAAGAAGAACGCGAAUAUUCACCAUCACCACGCGAAGGAUUCACAACAGAUUUGGAUAAAGAUACGAUUGUGAUUUGCUCCAGAUGCAAUCAUGGAAUGGAGAACGGGAUGUGCGCAUUAUAUUGUGGGCAUGUGGUUUGUGGAGAUUGUGGAACAUUAUACGAAAAAGAUAGGAUUUCUUUCUGUCGAGUCUGCAAAGAAUAUACUGCGAAAGACGAAGUUACUAGACUUUUCUUUUAA
Ambispora leptoticha is the source of this 975-nucleotide messenger RNA. Lineage: Eukaryota; Fungi; Glomeromycota; Glomeromycetes; Archaeosporales; Ambisporaceae. The record is from the annotation of a GenBank genome assembly.